Drosophila santomea is the source of this 2026-nucleotide messenger RNA. Its product is annotated as putative sodium-dependent multivitamin transporter. Gene Ontology annotation, biological process: transmembrane transport; sodium ion transport. Gene Ontology annotation, cellular component: membrane. Lineage: Eukaryota; Metazoa; Arthropoda; Insecta; Diptera; Drosophilidae. The coding region runs from base 190 to 2007 and encodes 605 amino acids. Gene Ontology annotation, molecular function: symporter activity. The transcript has a single exon. The record is from RefSeq and is a predicted model, not a curated record.
UAUUUCAUCGACGGCCGGCAGACGGUGAAGACGUGUUUUAACGUCCGACGUCCCAUAGAAUAUAUAUCGCUGAAUCUCAAGAGGCCCGAUUAGGGGCAACUUAUCAGUUAGGAGUGAUUAAAUGUGCGAUUAGGUUUUCCGUCGGGGAAACCAGCUUAACACGUGCCCCCAUUGAACCCGUCAUCUGCAAUGGCUACCUUGGGCGCCUGGGACUACGCGAUCCUGGCCGUAGUGCUGGUCAUCUCCGUGGCCAUUGGCAUCUACUACCGUUUCGUGGGCGGCAAGCAGAGCACCACCACCGAAUACCUUCUGGCGGAUCGCUCCAUGAACGUGACCCCCGUGGCCUUUAGCCUGAUGGCCAGCUUCAUGUCGGCCGUCACCAUAUUGGGCGUGUCCAUGGAGAACUAUCAGUACGGCACCAUGUUCGUCCUGAUCAACCUGUCGUAUGUGCUGUCCACGCCGGUGGCCGCCUACCUCAUCAUUCCAGUCUUCUAUCGCCUCAAAACGGCCAGUGUGUACGAGUAUCUGGAACUGAGGUUUGGCUAUGCCACCCGAUUGGCCGCAUCGCUGAGCUUCACACUCCAGAUGGUCCUGUACAUGGGCAUUGUGGUCUAUGCACCGGCUCUGGCCCUGGAAGCUGUAACUGGACUGAACCAGGUCUUCUCCAUCGUAAUUGUGGGAGUCGUGUGCACCUUCUAUGCGACGCUUGGCGGAAUGAAGGCCGUACUCAUCACCGACAUCUAUCAGUCGCUCCUCAUGUUUGCCGCUGUCUUUAGCGUGAUUAUCUGUGCCUGGGUGAAGGCGGGCAGCUUGGAGGUGAUAUGGCGCGUGGCGCAGGAGAACGGACGCAUCAAUCUGACCAACUUUAGUGUGGAUCCCACGGAACGACACACAUGGUUCACCCAGAUUUUGGGCGGCAGUGCCACCUACCUGGCCAUCUAUGGAGUUAAUCAAACGCAGGUCCAGCGCCUGAUGGCGGUGAGGAGUUUAAGUGCUGCUCGAGCGGCCCUGUGGUGGUGCCUGCCCAUUCUUUGCCUGCUUAGCCUGAGCACCUGCUUCUCCGGUCUGUGCAUCUACUGGUACUACCGCGACUGCGAUCCUCUGCUGGAGGGACGUGUGAACUCCCGCGAUCAGGUGAUGCCGCUCUUCGUCGUGGACACAAUGGGCGAGUACACCGGCUUGGCUGGUCUCUUCGUUUCGGGAAUCUUUUGCGCCAGCCUCUCCACGAUUAGCUCGAUAAUCAGCUCACUGGCGGCCGUCACCCUGGAGGAUUACCUCAAGCCCUUGGUCAGCUGCUGCGCCAAACGCACGCUCAGCGAUCGCCAGACCUUGUGGUACUCCAAGCUGUUGUCGCUGUUCUUCGGAGCCCUCUGCAUUGGGAUGGCAUUCAUGGCGGGCUCGAUUGGUGGACUACUGCAGGCGGCACUGUCAAUCUUCGGCAUCAUUGGAGGCCCUCUGCUGGGCCUCUUCACGCUGGGCAUGUACGUGACGAAGGCGAAUGAGAAGGGUGCCAUUGGAGGGCUGCUCAUAUCGCUGGCGUUCUGCUUUUGGAUCGGAUUCGGGCAGCCAAAGCCACCACUGGUUAGCUUGGAUAUGUCCACGGCUGGUUGUCCGGUGGACAGGAGUUUUGCCAGCGACAUUUUUCUCAAGGCUGCAACAGCGUUGGCCGAGGAAGAGCAGCAUUACUUUUACCUGUACAGGAUCAGCUACAUGUGGUACGCUGCCCUAGGCUUCCUGAUUACCUUCUUUGGCGGUUGGCUGCUGUCCUGGCUGUUUGCCCUGCUGAAAUGGGAUAACAAUCGACGCAUCUACCAGGAUGCGGACUGCACGCUAAUCAAGCACGAUCUCUUUGUGCCGCCAAUAGCCAAACGCUUGCAACGGCGACAGAUGCCGCUCUUGGUGGUCACCGGCACCAGUUCGGAGAUUGGCGGCAUCACGACAGAGACUGCUACGGCGCCUCCUCGGCUGGACGAGAUCGAGUGGGAGAAACACAAGGCAGUGGCGUAGCUGAGCAUUACUUUUAUAG